GUAGUUUUCAGGUAUGGCAAACCUACCGAGCAGUAGUGGAAUGUUCUCUCGACUACUGGCCAACGUUUUCAACACCACAGUUGCUUCAAGAUGCAGUGCUUCGGGCAGAUGGUGGCCACAACCAGAUCGCCGCUUCACCACGAAAUCGGACGAAAAAUCAUCCCUUGAGCCCAAGAACACAAACGAAACUGAUGUCAUUAUCACUCAACAAGGUGUUAAACUAUCAAAAUCUAAUGCUGCUCCAGUUUAUUAUAAACCAAAAUCAACGGGUCCAGGUUAUGAGCUCGUGGAGCACAAGAAAGGAGAAAUGAUCGCAAACUAUACUCUCUUCGAAGCUGCAAUCAACAAAUCUAAAGUUCCAUGGGUGAACUACGAUGGACUCACAAGUGAAGAAAGAACUAUUCAUAUGGCACAUACGAGAGCCAUUAAUGACAGAAAACUCACUUAUAUCGAUCCAAAAACUGGAUAUUCUGUGUUCACAAUUUCCCAUCAUUUGCAAAAAGGAAAGUGUUGUGGAAACGGAUGCCGGCAUUGUGCAUACGAAAUGAUUAACGCAUCAGAUGAAAUACGAUCACAAAAAGUGUGGAAUGGAGCAUUUUAUGUUUGACUGUUGAUUAGUUGAUUAGCUAUUUUAGUUUUUAUUAAAAUAAAAUUUGCUUUCUG
Caenorhabditis elegans is the source of this 663-nucleotide messenger RNA. RefSeq names its product 60S ribosomal protein L23 (gene F45E12.5). Lineage: Eukaryota; Metazoa; Nematoda; Chromadorea; Rhabditida; Rhabditidae. The record is from RefSeq and is marked reviewed. The coding region runs from base 14 to 607 and encodes 197 amino acids. The transcript is spliced from 2 exons.